AUGGAUGCUGCCAAUUCCGCCGGCGGUGACGGAGGGAUAGGAGCAUCUUCCAACAGUAGCGAUUUUGUCCGGAAACUCUUCAAGAUGCUUGAGGACCCUUCGCACAAGGAUAUAGUUAGAUGGAAUGAGACUGGCGAUAGCUUUAUUGUGGUUGAUACGAACGAUUUCACGAAAAAGAUUCUGCCUAACCACUUUAAACAUUGCAAUUUUGCUAGUUUUGUAAGACAGUUAAAUAAAUAUGACUUUCACAAGAUUCGAAAUUACGAUGCGGGGGGUGGAGGAAAUCAGCAUCAGGCUUGGGAGUUUAAACAUCCGGACUUCCAGAAACAUAAUAAAGACAAUCUUGACAACAUUAGGAGGAAAGCACCUGCUCCACGGAAGCAGCAAUCACAGGGUGAUGAGGCUGGCUUGCAGCAAAUUGAAGUACUACAAAGCCAGGUUCGGGAUCUUCUAAAGUCACAGAGCUUAAUGGAUGCCAGGGUACAAAGCUUGACCAGCGAGAACCAUGCAGUCGUGCGAGAGCUGCAAAAUACGAAGGAAAUGCUUCAAGCCCAUCAGCAUAUGAUACAUUCACAUGAUUCAUAUUUACACAAACUGAUACAGUUUCUGUGGAAGAUGGAUGCAGAGAUCAAAGAGUUAAGAGGAGUGGGUGGGAAACGGGAUGGGGAACAUUCGGAGGUUGUUUCACCUACCGGUGGUAACACAGGGUUCGGUGCACCGGCCACUUCGUCAAAUGACCAGAAUGGCUCGUCGACUCCAUUGCAACAGGCGCAGAGACUCAUGAGCAGUUUUGCGGAAAUUACAAAGGGAAACUCCUCUUUACAGAACAUGAGUGAUAUUGGGCAGCCUAACCAACCAGAGUCUGUUGGUGGUUAUGAAGAUUAUAGUCAGCUGGGUCGACAUCUACAAAAUGGCCAUCGGUCGAAUUCAAUGCAGAAUGGAGGUAUCCAAAGUGUAGGGCCUGACGGGAAUCAUAUGUACAACAUAGGGGCGUCAUCUGGAAUGAGCGAUGUUUACGGGAGUGGGCAGGUGGGGAAUAUCACAUUUCCCAUUACUGCUCCUAACCCCGAAAAUGGGACAUUAAAUUCAUCUGCAAGACCAAAUGCCGGUCGUAAAAAGAGCUCAUCAUUCGUCACCAAUUGGGCUACCCCUCCCAGGGUUCUGCUGGUCGAAGAUGAUCCCACAUGCGCACGGAUUGGAACCAAGUUUCUUCAAACUGCACAGUGCGGGGUUGAUAUGGCGACUGAUGGGUUAGGCGCCGUAAAGAAGCUUGGUAGCAAUAAAUAUGAUUUAGUGCUCAUGGAUAUUGUCAUGCCACUUUUGGACGGGGUAUCAGCAGCUGCAUUAAUCAGACAAUUUGACAAAGAUACACCUAUCAUCGCCAUGACAUCGAACAUUCGACGUGACGAUAUACAGUCUUAUUUUAGCAAUGGUAUGAAUGAUGUCUUGCCAAAACCUUUCACAAAAGAGGGACUAUUGAAACUGCUGGAAAGAUGCCUAAGUCAUCUUAAAGUAAACAAAAAUACGGGGCAAAUCCCGCAUCAGUUGAGCUUCAACGGACCUGACAAUGAUAACGGCGGGCCAUUGGUUAAACCGACAAACUCAUUGAAAUACUCUCAUUCACCCUCUAAAUCCCCUAACCUUGCCAUAUAUGGGCGCUCGCCUAACGAUAUUGAUGAAGACCCGAUCGGAGAAGCGGCAUCUGCCUUAGACAACUCAUACCUCAACAUGAUGGGCCCAUAUGUGGACAAUAAUAAUACUCACGACCAAGCAAGCAACUACUCCUCGCCAGCCAAUUCUUCACGUGGCCUUCGGCGUGGGGCUUCUGAGAUGGAUGAUCAUCCAUCUCAUCUAGGCGGAAUUGAUAUAAAAAAGGCACGGUACCUGCCAUGA
Messenger RNA from Morchella sextelata, 1893 nucleotides. RefSeq lists its product as uncharacterized. The coding region runs from base 1 to 1893 and encodes 630 amino acids. Gene Ontology annotation, molecular function: DNA-binding transcription factor activity; sequence-specific DNA binding; phosphorelay response regulator activity. The record is from RefSeq and is a predicted model, not a curated record. NCBI's taxonomy places the organism in Eukaryota, Fungi, Ascomycota, Pezizomycetes, Pezizales, Morchellaceae. Gene Ontology annotation, biological process: phosphorelay signal transduction system; regulation of DNA-templated transcription. The transcript has 8 exons.